Dovyalis caffra is the source of this 609-nucleotide messenger RNA. NCBI's taxonomy places the organism in Eukaryota, Viridiplantae, Streptophyta, Magnoliopsida, Malpighiales, Salicaceae. The record is from the annotation of a GenBank genome assembly.
AUGAAUCUUGCUAACCCAUUUGUGUCUCGUUUUGACAGAUCUGAUGCAUACCCAAAAGACUCAUAUUACAGCGAAAGCAUGAGUACAAGAGUUGCCUCGUCUUCAACAACCAGCGUGCACGUGACAGCCCUUGAUGGCCUAGUGAAUGUGAACUCUCUUUUUACAAUCGCCGUCUUUGUUGGUCUAUCCCUUACAACCCCAAAUCAACACAGCCUCGAAAACCGCACAUCCUGCGACGCAAGCAUCGACGUGGCCAAGAAUCUACUAGUUUUCGAGGUUGUGUCCUUCAGUUUCUUCCUCUUUUCUUCUCUGGUAGCACAGGGUCUGAAACUGGCUAUCAAUUUGUUGAACAGUAAAGACGUGGAUGAGGCUUUCAGGGCACACAUUAAUUUGAGGGUUUUGAGGUUCGGGAUGAUGGGAUCGGCUAUUGGGUCGGUUAUGGGUUGUGUGUUUUUGGUUCUUUCAAUAGUUAAUGUGAUUGAGAUUCGGUUGGGUAUGUUGUCUUGUGGGAGUAAGAGUGCUGUUCAUGCUGUGACUGCUUUGGUUCUUUUAGUUUCUUCUGCUCUCUUGGUUUAUAUUUCCACUGCUGUUUAUGCUUUUCUCCACUGA